AUGUCAAAUUCAUUGAUUGAUUUAGAUUUCGAGACGACUACAUCCAACCCUUCACCUCAAACACUACCAUUAACUGGAGAAGCUCUUAUUGGAUACAGUUCACCUAAUGCAGGAAGAAAGAAGAAGAGUAUUGAAAAAACAAGUGGCGAAUCAAAUAUUUUCGACGAAUUGGGAAUGAAUGACCCAACUAAAAAGAGCGAAUCCAAACCAGAACCACCAGUUUUAGAUAGUUCCUCUGAUUGUCUGAUCGAUUUUUCAUCUCCUCCACUUCCAAAGAAAUAG
Molecule: messenger RNA, 282 nt
Organism: Heterostelium album PN500
Lineage: Eukaryota; Evosea; Eumycetozoa; Acytosteliales; Acytosteliaceae
Exons: 1
Coding region: 1-282 (93 amino acids)
Source: RefSeq, a predicted model, not a curated record